Molecule: messenger RNA, 1606 nt
Organism: Phialemonium atrogriseum
Lineage: Eukaryota; Fungi; Ascomycota; Sordariomycetes; Cephalothecales; Cephalothecaceae
Product: monooxygenase
Exons: 2
Coding region: 258-1436 (392 amino acids)
Molecular function (GO): FAD binding
Source: RefSeq, a predicted model, not a curated record
CCGCCAGUGAGACUCGACGUAUGCAAGCCUAAAACGAACGUCAUCUCGUCUGCACAGGUCUCGGAUCGGAUCUGCUGGCCUGGCACGCGAGUCAAGGGCAAGGCAGAGAUAUAUAAAGAAGAAUGCCAUGACUCCGGAUAGUGACACGGCUUGUAGGCCAUGCCGCAGAACUACAAGACCCAGUCCCGGUUUCCACCUGAACAUCAGUGCUGUAAAAGCAAUAUCACAUUAGCUAUUCAUUACCGCAUCUUAAGACAAUGACACCUCCUAUAGCAAUCAUCGGCGGCGGACCUAGCGGCCUGACCUUCGCCCGCCUGCUCAAGUGCAAUGGCAUCGACUACAUUGUUUAUGAACGCAACGCGUCCGCAACCGCAACGACGGAGCAGCUGGGCGGCUCGCUCGACCUCCACGGGCCUACGGGUCAGCUGGCCCUCAAGUCCGCGGGCCUGUUCGACGAAUUCCAGAAGUACGCCCGGUGGGACGCCACGACCACCUUGGUCGCUGACAAGUACGGCAAGACGCACAUGAAGUUCGGCGAGGGGCGCGACGCCCCAGAGAUUGACCGCGUUCAGCUGCGCAGGCUUCUCCUUGAGUCCAUCCCGGAGGACAAGGUUUGUUGGGACCAUGCUGUGAAGAGCACACAUAGGGAUGAAUCUGGAAACAUAGUCAUCACAUUCCUGAAUGGCGCCACAGCGUCUGGCUUCAAGCUCGUUGUCGGUGCGGAUGGUGCCUGGAGCAGAGUGCGCCAUUUGCUCACUCCCGCAAAGCCCUCGUAUUCCGGCAAACAAUACUUCGAGGCCAGACUCUCGGCAAACAAUCCCUUUUACCCCUCUCUCUCGGCCAAGGUCGGCCACGGGAUACUCAUGGCGAUGGGCGACAACAAGCAAAUAUCGGCGCAGCAGAUGUUUGACGGCUCCUACCGCAUCUACCUCGGCUUCUCGGCGCCCGAGGACUUCGCCCGAAGCGGCCCAGCCAGCGCCUCCGGAGACGCGGCGCGCGAAUUCUUCCUGUCAUCACCCGACUUCUACGCCGACUGGGCCCAAGACUUGAAAGACAUCGUGGCCAACUGCGAAGGCGCCUUUCGGCCGUGGCCGCUGUACUAUCUGCCGGCCGAGGCGAUGGGCUGGCAGCGCGUCGCGGGCGUCACCUUGCUCGGCGAUGCGGCUCAUGUCUCGACGCCGUUCGUCGGUGAGGGGGUCAACUGCGCAAUGUACGACGCCCUCGUGCUGGCAACCAAGAUCAAGGAGUGCGGCAUGGGCGCGCUGGAGCAGGCCGUCGUGGAGUACGAGAGAGACAUGUUUGCUCGCGCAAAGGAUCUCAUCAAGCGGUGCCAUGCGAGCGCGAAGUUGCUUUUUGCGGAAGACGCCCCGAAGGAGCUUGUUAGGGCUCUUGGAGGCGACGGUGAGCGUUUGGUAUAUGCAGAGAAACGCGCUUGAUGGGUCUUCGAGGUCCUUCUUGGAUGAUUCCAAGGCAUGGUCGGUGGCACAUAAGAAGCCGUCGUUGUAGGUUCAUGGGCUAAUAAUAAGAUCAUACCGUCCCACUCCGCCCUAUUUAGACUACAUGAAAUGAAACGUAAUGGACAGAACAGCGUGCCAGUGAUGGGGCG